This is a messenger RNA of Polyodon spathula (Mississippi paddlefish), 453 nucleotides long. Its product is annotated as ubiquitin-activating enzyme E1 Y-like. Lineage: Eukaryota; Metazoa; Chordata; Actinopteri; Acipenseriformes; Polyodontidae. The record is from RefSeq and is a predicted model, not a curated record. Bases 1 to 453 code for a protein of 150 amino acids. Gene Ontology annotation, molecular function: ubiquitin activating enzyme activity. Gene Ontology annotation, biological process: DNA damage response; ubiquitin-dependent protein catabolic process; protein ubiquitination. The transcript is spliced from 5 exons. Gene Ontology annotation, cellular component: cytoplasm; nucleus.
AUGGUAGUGUCAAAGGUGGCUGAUAAUAAGGGGGAGAGGGAUCACCUUUUCCUUUUCAUCAACGGGCUCUCGCAUGGAAUGUGCGUUGACAGGUGCUGUGUUCGCUACCAGAAGCCCCUGCUGGAGUCGGGCACUCAGGGCACCAAGGGGCACACACAGGUCAAAGUGCCCUUCUCGACUGAGUCUUACGGACAGGACCAGGGAGGAACACAGAAUGCCUUCUCCAUAUGCACACUGAAGAACUUCCCACACCCUGCAGGGCCAGGCAGGAAAUGGGACCCAGCUGCUUGGGCCAGAGACGAGUUUGAAGGGUUUUUCAAACAGACGGCUGAACAUGUGAACCAGUACCAGCAGGACCCCCAGUUUGUGGAGUCGACGUUGAAGCUGAGGGGGGCAGAGUCCCUGGAUAUCCUGCAGGGAGUGUACAACAGCCUCGGAGCACCACGGCCGUGA